AUGACCACCGCAUCGAUUAACGACAACGUGGCCGAGAUCCGAAAAUUAAACCAAUACGUCGGAGCCUUCGUAGCAUCCCUCGGCGGUUUUGCGCUCGGCAUCUCGCUAGGUUGGAAUUCCAAGGCCAGCAUAGUGCUGAGGAAUUACGUCGAUGCCACUGCGACUGAAAUCGGGCUGAUCGGGGGCAUUUUAAACGGUGGCAUUUGCAUAGGGGCGAUCCUGAUACCGUUCAUUGUAGGACGAAUAUCCAGAACGAACAUCUUGUUCUGGACGAUGCCUGUUCUCAUCCUUACGUGGACCUUGAUGAUCAGCAAUCGUCGUCAGAAGGUAUUGUUAUUCCUGAUUGGAAGAUUGAUCUGCGGCAUCUGUGGCGGUGUAUCUUGCGUUUUGACGCCAAUUUACGUGGCUGAGAUAGCGAGCAAAGAAAUCCGUGGACGUUUGCUCGCCUUUUUUCAACUGCUAGUCAACUGUGGCGUGAUGUACGCUUUCUACGUGGCUCAUGCAAUCGACGAACAAAAAUCUGUAUGGAGGUACAGCGCAAUUUGUGGCCUCGCGUGUCUCUCGAUCGCCCCGACAAAAUUAUUACCCGAGAGUCCGCUCUACUAUUUGACGAGGAACGACGAGAUCGGUGCAGAAAAAUCCUUGAGAUGGUAUCGCGGCGACACUUACGAUGUCCAGCACGAAAUCAACGAAACGAAGCGUCUCGUUCUCGCUCAUUCGAAAAAGUUCAGCCUACGAUUGUUAAAAAAUCGUCGAAUACUGCGGUCAAUGGCGACGUGUUUCGGAAUAAUCUUGGGCCAACAUUUGUGCGGCGUCAACAUGAUGAUUUUCUACGCCCUGAUGCUCUUCGAAACCACUGGUUCCGGUGAACUGACCGGAAGCGAACAGACGCUGGUCGUCGGCGCCGUUCAAAUAUUAGUAUGUCUCUUGGCCGCGUUCCUGGUCGACGUACUUGGACGUCGAAUUCUCCUCACCGUCUCUUCCCUUUUCAUGGGAUUGUUCCUCAUAUUGCUAGGUUGGUUCUUCAGUUUACGCGACAGCGACCCCGAAUACGACGACAUCUACUUCUGGAUGUCGCCCACUUGGAUCACUCUGAUCUUCGCCGCGUUCAACCUAGGUCUCGGGCCAAUUUCCUGGUCUUUGUUAGGGGACACGCUUCCGGAAGAGCUGAAGACCUCGGUCGUCUCGAUGGCGGUCGCGUUCGGAUGGCUGAUCUCGAUGAUGGGCACCCUGACUUUCGACGAGAUGAUCAUUUCCCUGGGCAGCACUAAAGUUAUGUGGCUCUCCGCGGCCAUAUGCUGGCUGAUCGCUUUAUUCUGCGCCAUCGUGGUCAAAGACAACACCGGGAAAAGUUUGAUCGAGAUACAAGACGAAUUUCGCAUCGAGUCUAACGCAGGGUUAGAGGAGACCUGAUCCUUAUUCUCGAACAGCGAUGUAGAGAGAUCUAUUUCAAUGUGAAUUUUGUAUUUUGAAGCUUGGA
Apis laboriosa (Himalayan honeybee) is the source of this 1480-nucleotide messenger RNA. RefSeq names its product facilitated trehalose transporter Tret1-like. The coding region runs from base 1 to 1413 and encodes 470 amino acids. The transcript is spliced from 6 exons. The record is from RefSeq and is a predicted model, not a curated record. NCBI's taxonomy places the organism in Eukaryota, Metazoa, Arthropoda, Insecta, Hymenoptera, Apidae. Gene Ontology annotation, cellular component: membrane. Gene Ontology annotation, molecular function: transmembrane transporter activity. Gene Ontology annotation, biological process: transmembrane transport.